This is a messenger RNA of Homarus americanus (American lobster), 2033 nucleotides long. RefSeq names its product diuretic hormone class 2-like (gene Dh31). Gene Ontology annotation, biological process: body fluid secretion. Gene Ontology annotation, molecular function: diuretic hormone activity; G protein-coupled receptor binding. The transcript has 4 exons. NCBI's taxonomy places the organism in Eukaryota, Metazoa, Arthropoda, Malacostraca, Decapoda, Nephropidae. The coding region runs from base 201 to 608 and encodes 135 amino acids. The record is from RefSeq and is a predicted model, not a curated record.
UCGCGACUCCUCCUACACGGGCGUCGCGUCAGUCAGGUGAAGACUCUCAGCUACAGACCACAGUCCCCCGCCACUUGUGACUCGCUACCACUACUACCCGCACUACCCGCCCCCCGCACGGAUACCCGCCAGUGAUUCCACCUGGUGCUGCUCCCGCCUCUUUCUUUAUCCAGACAACGACGGUCAACCGUUUGAGCCUGAUGAACAGCACGGGGGCAGUGUUCGUUUCUUUGGUGGUCGCCUUCAUCUUCGUGUCUUCAGUCAACUCCGCCGCCUUCAAUAGAGAGGCGCGCGCGGUGGUGCAGAUAGAGGACCCGGACUACGUGUUGGAGUUGCUGACGAGAUUGGGGCACUCCAUCAUAAGGGCCAAUGAGCUAGAAAAAUUCGUGCGUUCCUCCGGCAGCGCUAAGCGAGGAUUGGAUCUUGGUCUGGGCCGUGGCUUCAGCGGGUCACAGGCAGCCAAGCACCUCAUGGGUCUGGCCGCCGCCAACUUCGCGGGCGGCCCCGGCAGGAGGAGGAGAAGCUCUGACGAUGGCCUUGACCUCCACCACGACGACAACCUCUACGCCCAAGAUCAGGCUGCUGACCUGGCCGAGUCAUCACGAUAAAUUUUUGUGGAUGACUACCAUGUGACAACUUACCUCCUCUGUCCUCUCUCACAAUGACUCCCUCUCCUCUCGGUUGCUUUUCGUCUGCUCACUGCCGUUCUUCUCUCAAUAGUUCUCUCAUAUGCUCUCACCUCGUGUCAUUCUCUUGAUUUUUCUCGACAUAAGAGAAUAACCCCAUCUUCACAUCUUGUGGUGGACCCAACAUCAGUGACGACAAUAAAAUCCGAGCAUUGUCAACCGGCUCCCUGAGGACGGUGGGCCCCGCCUGGUGGCCGCCGCAGCACCGACACCUCACACGUAACUCCUGCUGUAGUCCACCACCAAGUUGUUUAUAACCUUGUUUUCCUCAGUCUGUAACUGUAGUAAGAUUGCAUAUAUGAUACAGUAGACCCUUCAUCUAUUAGAAAUGAUGUAAGUUAAGCUUCAUCACACAGCCUCUGUCAGAAGGGAGGAAGAUGUUGCAGCUUGUAAUUAAAUAGCAUGAGAUACAAUGUUCUCUGGAAGGGAGUUGUGUAGUGGUUUCAUUGUCAUAUUCCAGAACUUUUUUUCCAGGUGCUUUUACAUUGACCCUCCGGCUUCAAAUACAUAGCUUGACUUGUAUAGCACAACCUGCUUCCAUUAUUUUCCUCAGUGGUUGAAGACUAUAAAGAUGUUUAAUGUUGGAUUAAUACCUAGGUGUUCAGGUACUAUUUACCAGAGGCUUGACUACCCCCCACACUGAUUUUAUUCAUAGACAAGUGUCAGGAAAAUGUUCACGAAUGUGUACUUAAUCCCUGGCCAAUGAUAUUAGAAGAAGCCAUUCACAAAUCGAGCCUACGAGCAGGUCUGUGGAUAAGCAUUUCUGAUGUCAUUAACCAGAGAUGAAACCUUGGGAUUGGUGAAAAACGUUUCCAACCUUCCCGUCCUGGGCCGAGUAGCAUCCCAGCGAGCAGACGACUGGUUAUGUUCACUUGUGACGUUGAUUUUACAGUGUAUGAAACUCAUCCAUUCAAGGCAAUACAUAAUAUUUUGUGCUGCAUGCUUUAAUGAAUUCAGACUGAUGGAUCAUAUUCAUCAGACUUUCUCACUGAAACAUAAUGUGCUGUAGCUGCUCCGAGUAUGGACAGUACAAUAUUCAGGAGACCAUCUUGUUAACUGUCUCUCCAUACUUACCGUCUCUCUUCAGCUUCAUUUUCAUUACAAGUUUAUAAGUUUCCUGUUAAGUGACAUGGUGGUAGAUCUCCUGUGCUGGGGGGUCUCUUUUAUCACUGGUGAGCGGAGGCGAGCAACAAGCAUGAGAGUGUGACAGCAGGAUCCUCCCACCCCACCUACUCCUCUAUGGGCUGGAACUUGUCUCAAUAAGUUAAGACACAGACAAAUAUUUGUGCGUAUAUAACAAUACCUUUGGUUCACCUUAAUGUAGAUAAAAUAAAGCGUGUCAGUCCC